Messenger RNA from Colletotrichum truncatum, 3042 nucleotides. RefSeq lists its product as uncharacterized. The record is from RefSeq and is a predicted model, not a curated record. NCBI's taxonomy places the organism in Eukaryota, Fungi, Ascomycota, Sordariomycetes, Glomerellales, Glomerellaceae.
AUGAAUAAGAAAUAUUACAGUCUGCUGCUGCUAUUUUGCAAUGCGACCACAGCUGUUCUAGGCCAUAUCCUGGAGGAUUUCCAAUCACCGUCAGCCGACUACCGACCCAAGUUUCGUUAUUGGUUGCCCGAUGCGGAGGUUGAUAUUGAAUCAGUGGUGAAAGAUGUCGGGGAGAUCGCAGCCGUUGGCAGCGGAGGCCUUGAAUUUCUCCCGUAUUAUCAGUUUCGAUCACCCUCUGCCAAUUGGUCUGAGUAUGGCUACGGCUCUGCUGCCUCUAGUGCUGUGUUGAGGGCCACCAUGAAGGCUGCCGAUGAGCAUGGAAUUCUACUGGAUUUCGCCAUUGGCGCAAACCAAGGCCAAGGUGUUCCUGCAGAUCCGGAAAGCGUAGGCCUGGCUCUAGAACUGGCGUACAGUAAUGUAACGAUCGAACCCGGCCGAUCCUUCAAUGGUACACUGCCACUAUCGACACAACCUGGUGACCCGGCUCUUCUCUACUUCAUGCACCCCUUGGAAGAGUUCGGUAGACAGAAUCUGUCUGCGGUAUUGGCGACCGAGAUUAUUGAUGACGCCCUUUCUGUGGCUGGCGUUGUCACAAUUGGCCGAGUCAUUGACUUAUCAAAUGAGGUUGACUUGCAGACGAGAUCUUUAUCGUGGACCCCCCCGGAUGAACAAAAUCCGUGGCGCCUAAUCGCGUGGUACGAACGGUACACCAACCAACGAUCCAUUGAUGCGGCGCCCGAUGCCGUAGACUUCAUCCAGAACGGGUCAUGGGUUAUUGACCACUUCAGUGCCGCGGGGGCGGAAAAGCUUACAAAGUUCUUUGACGACUACCUGAUACCUGAAGACCAAGACAAAGCUUUGCUGUCACGAGUUGGCAAGUACGCUUGGGAAGACAGUAUGGAAAUGCAAUCAGCGCUCUGGUGGACACAUGGGUUUGCUGAGAAGUUUUCUAAUGAUCACGGAUACGAUAUUCGUCAGUGUUUACCGUUCCUGAUUCGCAGAGAUACGUUCUGGGCAGCCAGUACCUUGCCUUACGGAGAGUCCUUUGUGUCCAAGAACGUGACGUAUGCUGAGCGCUGCAACGACGACUACCGUAUCACUCUACAAAGCGGUUACGAAGAAUAUAUAAGAGCCAACGCUGAAUGGGCUCGCUCGAAGGGUCUUGAGUACUCCAACCAACCAGCAUACAAUCUGCCGCUCAAUAUGCUUGAUUCCAUCAGAUUGGUCGAUGGCCCCGAGGGGGAGUCAUUAGGAUUCAAUGACAACCCUGAUUUGUAUCGGCACUUAGCAGGUCCCGCUCAUAUGGCUGGAAACCCUGUUGUCUCAUCGGAAUGCGGAGCUAUCCAAGGGGCAGGAUACACACAAACCAUCCAGGACCUACUCUGGCAUGUGCGUCGUGGUAUGGCAACCGGUAUUACGAUGAACGUCUUUCAUGGCUAUUCAUACUCAGGGACAUUCUUCAACACAACCUGGCCUGGUUACACAGUCUUCGCCUAUACCUUUACUGAUAUGUGGGGACCAAGGCAGCCUUCUUGGAUGCAUCUGAACGAUACCAUUGCCUACAUCUCUAGAAACCAGUUCAUCAGCCAAACAGGCACACCAAAAGUGGACAUUGCGUUCUACCAAUAUGCAGCACCAUUUAGAAAAGCGGUCUACGAAAGCAACAACCUUGAACGCCUAGGCUUCACAUACGACUACCUCGGCCCUCGAAGCAUUUCUGAGGAUGCUGCUGUGGUGAAGGGUGGCUUGUUAGCUCUUGAUGGACCCGCUUAUAAAGCCCUUGUUUUCGCCAACCAAACCAAAAUGACACUCGAUGUGGCUAAGAAAGUCCAAGUAUUCGCUAAGGCUGGUUUGCCGAUUUUCAUCAUUGGGCCGACAGACUUCCACAGCGCUGGCAUGAAUGCUGAAGAAUCGGCUCUCGUCUCAAACAUCAUGAACAACGUUCUUGCUGUUGAAGGCAGUGUAGUUGUUCUUUCUUCGGCAGAAGAACUUCCGGCAGCGCUCGCCACCAGGCAAAUCAAUCCGAGAACCGCUCUCACCCACCAAAACGCUGGUUCAAGAUGGUAUUCGUUCUGGCGGAGCUCGUCGGAGGCUGAAAUAGUCUUUCUGUACAACGACGGCACUGUUACAGAAACUUUCGAGGCUGAGUUUGAGAAUGUUGCUGGAAUGGUGCCCUUCAUUCUCGACGCUUGGACUGGCACCACAUCACCUCUCCUACAAUACACCAACGCCAACGACAAGAUUGUGGCCCCAAUCACACUGGCACCAAAUCAGACCACUAUUAUCGCUUUUGCCAAGUAUGGCGCUCUUCAAUCAUCAAGAGGCAUUUUCCCCCGCCCAUUGUGCACUGUGGUUUCAGCCAUUUCUGGUCAUGUCACCGGCUUAGUUUACUCAGAGAGAGUUGGCAACGGGAGCAAAAUCCUUGCUUACCUUUCUCAAGGUCAAUCAACAGUAACGCUAUCAAACGGCAAAGUCCGCGAUUUCGAAGCAUCUCCCCCUGACGCGCUGCCCCUUGAAUCCUGGGACAUCACUGUCAAUGACUGGCAAAGUGAUGCUGAUAGGUACAGCAUGAAAACCGUAAUUACUCAACACAGCUUUAAAAACAGCUCUUUGAUUCCUUGGAAGGAUUUGGACCCGAUAAACCUGAGAGACACAAGCGGAACAGCGGAUUAUCGAACUACAUUCAGCACGCCAUUAACAGUUGCAGACCAAAAGUUGGGGGCUCGUCUGCAUUUAGGUCCUAUUGUGGACUCCCCUCGUCUCUGGGUCAACGGCGCUAGACUUUCCAUUGAUCUGACAAGCGCGGACGAUAUUGUGGUUGAUAUUACAAACCAUUUGGCUCCUAGUAUGCGCAAUGAGAUACGCAUUGAGGUAGCCUCUACAUUAUACAACCGGGUUCGAGCUGAGCAGGAUUCCAUUUGGACGUUUGGAUCUGCUGCAUCGGUAGCAGGUGCAUCAUACUACGAUGCAAACCCGUCGAAGCCUCAUGGGCUUGUUGGGCCUGCUUUCGUGGAAUGGGUUGAGGUUGUUGGCAUAGCGUAG